Messenger RNA from Physcomitrium patens, 2172 nucleotides. NCBI's taxonomy places the organism in Eukaryota, Viridiplantae, Streptophyta, Bryopsida, Funariales, Funariaceae. The record is from RefSeq and is a predicted model, not a curated record.
CAUCUCCCUUUGUAAAUCGGUGAAAAGUCCUCGCCAACAACACAUCUUGUACACACAACAUAGGUCUCGACCAGCACCUGACUGCGCUCCUGAAUUGUGAGCGAUUAGCGAGCGGAGCAGGAACCCAUAUCCUCAUGUACAACUGCGUCACAGUUGGUAGACUAGGUAUACCUCUCUCGUGUCUCUUUUGAACAGUCCAGGCGGGAAAGAGAGUCAAUUUUUGUAGUCAAUACUUCACUCUUCGAAUGUUUCAGACGUGCUGCGUUAAGUUACCUAACUAAAAUGUCGCUCAGGAUCACGACAGUCUGAAAUUGAAGUACUUGACACAGGAUAUUGGCUAGCGUGGAUUGAUUUUGGAAGAAUGCUGGGUACUAUGGUUUGAGGCCGUUUAUUUGAGGCUGUCGUGGUCCUGUGCACAUCUUGUGGGUGCGUCAAACCGCUCUGUAGUUGAAUUUGAUAUCUGAAUUGAGAAAGACGGGUAUUGAAACAUUUGUGAAUUCAAGGGUAUGUAGUAGUCGGUUGGGAGUUUUAUAUAUGCGGAUGGACAAGUCAAGUGCGAGAAGUUUUAGGUCGAAUUACUAGUUUCACUUGGGCAGUUUCAAGCCUUUGUGGAGAAACUACCGAUGCAUACCUAUAAUUGGCAGUGGUUUCCAAUCAUACCAACCCGAGCACAUCUGACGAGGAGUUGUAGAGUUCAUCUGUAUGCUUAGGGCAUGGCUGGCUCGAGAUAAACUCUCUCUCAUGCCUGGUGAACCUCUUGCGCAGGGACCGUAAAUUGUGAUACAGAAUGUGCAUAUAGAAUUAGGGGCAGAUAGAUAAUGAGCAUUCCUCGACUUUUUUUAUGAAACUCAAUGAAAGUCCGAGUGUGACACCCCCUACGUGUGGCAUUUCAAAGUGCAGCAGAGCAGGAAUACCAUUGGUCAGAAUAGCCCAUUCCUGUAAGUCGGAAACAACUCACGAUCUACCUCUGUAGGUGGAUUAUGAGCAGUCCCCAAGUUUGGGGAAUUUGAGGAAUUGAGAGGAUGGGUUAAUGUGACACCCCUGUUGAAUUGCACUCUCGAGACAACACUGGAUGCAAUAUCCAAUUUUACUAGUGUAGCAUGCAAUAUUCUUUCAGAGAUUUAAUCUUCACCUACUAUGUUGUUGGGUUUUGCACCCUAAGCUGUGGGGUUUUCACCGUUUUGCAUAGUUUGCAGCCCAAGUAUCAAGCUUGGUCUCAGCAAGCAUGACAUAUUUUUAAGUCAUAGCAGAGGGCAGAAGGAUUUUGUAGAGCAACUCUGUGUGGAUCUUGAAGCUCAAGGUUAUUCUCCAUUCUUUGAUGGAAGACUCAACAGUUUGCCUAAAGGGAAGGAAUUUGCGCCUCUGAUUUUAAAGGCAGCCCAACAUUGUCAUGUUGCUGUUAUAGUGUUGUCUCAAGAUUACUUAAUUUCUAAGUGGCCAAUGAUAGAGUUGUCGGAGUGUCAUGCUGCUGAACAAGCAGGAAACCAAGCGUUGAACUUGCUCCCACUGUUCUUCAAGUCAUCAGUUCACGAUCUUGAUGAUCAGGCUAUCAAGGAGCGGUGGAUGUCUACAUGGAAAGAAUAUGAGAGCGAGGACAAACGAAUUGAUGUGGCAAAAUGGUGUGAGGCUGUGAGAGCGUUGCGAAAGGUGAAUGGCAUUGUGAAUGGCAUUGUGUUUGGCAAGCAUUCAACGACGGAGGUGGCUUACAGAAAGGAGAUAGUGCAAAGCAUUUGUAUCCUGUUGCCUCCAGACUUGGUUGAUCAUGCCAGUUCUAAGAAUGUGGUUGUUUAUGACCGAACGUAUCCGCCUGGCGUUGAGAUAUUGAGAGAGGACCCGUUGGCCUCCAAACUGAAGAGUCUCUCCAUGAAGACUAGACGCGACAAGAAGUGCAAAGUGAAGGUUGAGAUUGCUGAAUUGACUGGGAGUCGUUGUGGGCCUUGCACCUGCCAUUGGACAUGGCAUUCGAACCAGACCUGGAUGGUCGAGGCAAUAUUGUCGUAGGUGGUUAUGAGGUGAACAAUGACACCAGCGUCCGGCUUACGAUUGAAGUGACAUGGCAAGAUACUUCUCUGUAAUAUCUGUGGAUGAAUCGAUGAAAUGCUCCAAACCAGAGCUCAUUUACCCUCUAGUGAUGCUGGACGACGGCGAAGCAGAGAACUGUUUCUCGCGCAG